Perognathus longimembris pacificus (Pacific pocket mouse) is the source of this 885-nucleotide messenger RNA. It is a transcript of the gene Mtrfr, whose product is annotated as mitochondrial translation release factor in rescue. Gene Ontology annotation, molecular function: translation release factor activity. Lineage: Eukaryota; Metazoa; Chordata; Mammalia; Rodentia; Heteromyidae. The coding region runs from base 174 to 698 and encodes 174 amino acids. The record is from RefSeq and is a predicted model, not a curated record. Gene Ontology annotation, biological process: translational termination. Gene Ontology annotation, cellular component: mitochondrion. The transcript is spliced from 3 exons.
CAUGCGCAGUUAGUGAGAACGAGCCUUGGGUAGGUGAGGGAAGCGUCACUGCUUGUAGUGCGCGUGCGCAGACCGAGGAGCGCGGUAGCGAUUCCCGGGUCCGCGGAGUUCGGGUUCUCCCCGCGUGUUUCGGGCGGGAGGCCAGGUCUCAAACAGGCUGAGCCACAUCCUUGAUGAGCACCUGGGCUUUGUGGCGAUUUCCUGCACCACUGACUAGAACAUGCACAGCACCACAGGGACUUGGGCUGUGGGAGAUGCUGGCACUGCUGUCCCCAGGAAUGGGCCCCACUACAGUGCAGGUGGCAGGCAAGAAGGCCUGCUCAGUGCUGCAUCCCCUGGAUGAGAAUGAACUGGAAGAGCAGUUUGUGAAGGGACAUGGUCCAGGGGGCCAAGCCACCAACAAAACCAGCAACUGUGUGGUGCUGAAGCACAUGCCCUCCGGCAUCGUGGUCAAGUGCCACCAGACAAGAUCUGUUGAUCAAAACAGAAAGCUAGCUCGGAAAAUCCUACAAGAAAAAGUGGAUGUUUUCUACAAUGGUGAAAAGAGCCUUGUUCACAAAGAAAAACGAGAGGCAGAGAAGAAAAAGCAAGAAAGGAAAAAAAGAGCAAAGGAAACUCUAGAAAAAAAGAAAUUACUGAAAGAACUAAGGGAAUCAAGUGAAAAUGUCACUGAGAAAAGAAUUGCCAAUUUGGACUGAAUCCAUGAGAAGUUUCCACAGAGAAGUGGCCAGGCCCAUCUCCCACUGGGUGUACACUUAAAGCAAGCAUCCACACAGACAGACAGCAGACAAUGUCAGCUCAUUCUCUCAAGAAUAAAACAAUCAGACUGGGAUUAUGACUUAGUGACAAAGUGCUUGCCUACCAUGCAUGAAGUGGCACUGUGGC